This is a messenger RNA of Chlorocebus sabaeus (green monkey), 4834 nucleotides long. RefSeq names its product neurotrimin (gene NTM). NCBI's taxonomy places the organism in Eukaryota, Metazoa, Chordata, Mammalia, Primates, Cercopithecidae. The record is from RefSeq and is a predicted model, not a curated record.
AGCCAAUGAGCUACCACACCUGGCUUCUCUUCUCAUUUUGAUGCAUUGGCCCCUGAGCGAACUAUGCCCCGUCUCCCCAGUCCCGAGCAGAACUAGUCACAUGGCCCUGUAUAACCCUGUAUAACUUCAAGGGGACAGAGGGAGAAUCUGUCAAAGUGCAUGGAUAUUUGAUGAGCAGUAAAUGGUUCUGCCACAUAGAUCUCAGCAUCUUCUAGACCCUAUUAACAGCUGCUUUAGAGAGGAACAUUUUAUUGGCUGUAUUAUUUAUGUAUCCAUUCAUUCAUUCUAAAUAAUUAUUGAAUACCUCUUGGUGAGCAGGAGAGAACCUGCCCCUCCCUCGUAUGGCUUGCAACAGUGAAAUAUUGUUGUGUGACUGAUGCUGUGAUAGGCACAGGACAGGGCACCCCAGAAGUACAGAAAACGUGUAUGUGCCUGGAAUAUGUCAGGAAAGGCCUCCCAGAGAAGUUAAGGCUGCAGCUGACCCAUGAAGAAUGGUUGGGGAUUUCUCCCAGUCAGACCUAGAUCUGUAGCAGAAAACGCAAGUCAGGAACCUGCCUCCCUGGUCAGAGUUAGACCCUGCGAGUGACUGCCUUCUGGAGCAAGGACAGUUAAGGAGCAGACAAUAUGCCCCACAUGUUAUAAACAGAGACUGCCUUAGGCUGAUUGUGUUUCUUGCCUUAUCCCAAAGAGUACACAUCACCUCUCCGAGGUGGCUCACCUCCAGCGGCCGAAGUUGAGCCACGUGGAGGAACUCGCUCAAUCGGUUUCUGUUAUAGAUAUGAAAUUACUAAUAACCGGGAGGUAGCUGUGCAUGUGUGGACCCUCCUCCCAGCAGCCCUCUCUGGGGGUUUGGGGUGAGGGUUGUAGGGAGACACCUUGCUGUUUAAUAAAUAAUAGAAGAGAUUCAUAAAGUGUCUGGGAAGCACAUUCCUCAUGCAGAAAUGUUACGGAAUAACACAGGAUGAAUAAUAGAAAAGGUUAUUGAAAAAUUCAUAAUUUCCAAGUGCCAGUGAAGGGCAGCUCCUGUACAGUCUAUUUGCCUGUAGAAAAGUGAUUAAAAUAUAUAUUAUUGUCCUGUCUAUAGGAAAAUGUAUUAUUAAGUGGAUACUAGCGUGACAUUUGAAAAAUCCAUUUCAUUCCAUUUAGCAGCAACGGGCUUUUGGCUGCUGCUUUGUGCAGCAGGUUUCACAAGCAUUUUAAUAAGCCAUUUAAAAAACAAAAAGGGGAUUUUAAUUAUGGCCCCCUGCCUCCCAGCCAUGCUAUUGCUUGCAUUUACAGUUCUUCUGCCAGAGAAAUUUAAAACAUAUAAUAGGGAAUGUAAAUACCCUGCCUAACGUUUAGUAGGCCCACUGCCAAGAAAGGAACAUGACCAUUGGCCAGGAGGUACUUAUGGGCUGCAGGAAGGCAGAAUGGGAGAUAGGUUUGCCUGUCCAGACACAACAAGAAACAAAGCCUCAGUGUAAGAGGCCCAUAACCCCUGCCAGCCUUAAGUGUCACUACUCUUCUGUAUAAACAUUCACUUUUUUUUCCCAUAUGAAACCAGGAGUUACUUUUGAGGUCUAAUGAGAAACAGUUCUUAUUUCUGAAUAAUGAAUUGAGUCGGGAUCAGGGAUCAUCUGAUUUGCCCAUCUGCUUCUUGGCAGAAUGCAUCUCCUCAGCUUGAAGAUCAUAUGCCCAGUACAGCUCGGAGCUGGAUUCUGAAUAGAUUCAGGUUUGGAGCUUGGGAUGGGCACCUCUCCGUGCCUUGCUCAGUAUUCAAAUUCUCCUAUAAGUUGGGUAAGGGCCAGGAGGCAGGAUGAGAUCUGAGAGGGGUGGGCCAUGCCCUUUCAACCUCAACCUCCAUUUGGCUUGGACAGCUCUCUGGUCCGGUGGUCUUUCGGGGAGCAUACAGAUGGAUAGUGGUGGCAGCAAGGUCAUUCCGGCAGUUGGUGUAGGAAUUGAGGCAGAAGGAGCAUGAUGCAGCACAGCACCAUCACAGUCCCAGUCUCUUCCCUACUAACUGUAAGUGACAUUUCAUUCUGCUCAUCCCCAAGGCAAAGUUGGAUGUUUUUAAAGUGGAAAAAAAAAUGAGCGGAAAAAGAAACGGGGAAGGUGGGAAGAGGUGGAAGUGGAAGGGCACAGGAGUGCCCGUGCGCAGCGGAGAUGCCACCUUCCCCAAAGCUAUGGACAACGUGACGGUCCGGCAGGGGGAGAGCGCCACCCUCAGGUGCACUAUUGACAACCGGGUCACCCGGGUGGCCUGGCUGAACCGCAGCACCAUCCUCUAUGCUGGGAAUGACAAGUGGUGCCUGGAUCCGCGCGUGGUCCUCCUGAGCAACACCCAAACGCAGUACAGCAUCGAGAUCCAGAACGUGGAUGUGUAUGACGAGGGCCCGUACACCUGCUCGGUGCAGACAGACAACCACCCAAAGACCUCUAGGGUCCACCUCAUUGUGCAAGUAUCUCCCAAAAUUGUAGAGAUUUCUUCAGAUAUCUCCAUUAAUGAAGGAAACAAUAUCAGCCUCACCUGCAUAGCAACGGGUAGACCAGAGCCUACAGUUACUUGGAGACACAUCUCCCCCAAAGCGGUUGGCUUUGUGAGUGAAGACGAAUACUUGGAAAUUCAGGGCAUCACCCGGGAGCAGUCAGGGGACUACGAGUGCAGUGCCUCCAAUGACGUGGCCGCGCCCGUGGUACGGAGAGUAAAGGUCACGGUGAACUAUCCACCAUACAUUUCAGAAGCCAAGGGUACGGGUGUCCCCGUGGGACAAAAGGGGACACUGCAGUGUGAAGCCUCAGCAGUCCCCUCAGCAGAAUUCCAGUGGUACAAGGAUGACAAAAGACUGAUUGAAGGAAAGAAAGGAGUGAAAGUGGAAAACAGACCUUUCCUCUCAAAACUCAUCUUCUUCAAUGUCUCUGAACAUGACUAUGGGAAUUACACUUGCGUGGCUUCCAACAAGCUGGGCCACACCAAUGCCAGCAUCAUGCUAUUUGAACUAAAUGAGCCUACGAGCUCAACUUUGUUGCAAGAAGUGAAAACUACAGCCCUGACCCCUUGGAAAGGCCCGGGCGCUGUCAGCGAGGUGAGCAACGGCACGUCGAGGAGGGCAGGCUGCGUCUGGCUGCUGCCUCUUCUGGUCUUGCACCUGCUUCUCAAAUUUUGAUGUGAGUGCCACUUCCCCACCCGGGAAAGGCUGCCGCCACCACCACCACCAACACAACAGCACUGGCAACACCGACAGCAACCAAUCAGAUAUUUACAAAUGAAAUUAGAAGAAACACAGCCUCAUGGGACAGAAAUUUGAGGGAGGGGAACAAAGAAUACUUUGGGGGGGAAAAGUUUUCAGAAAGAAAUUGAAAAUUGCCUUGCAGAUAUUUAGGUACAACGGAGUUUUCUUUCUUUUCCCAAACGGGAAGAACGCAGCACACCCGGCUUGGACCCACUGCAAGCUGCAUCGUGUGACCUCUCUGGUGCCAGUGUGGGCAAGGGCUCAGCCACUCUGCCCACAGAGUGCCCCCACGUGGAACAUUCUGGAGCUGGCCAUCCCAAAUUCAAUCCGUCCAUAGAGACGAACAGAGUGAGACCUUCCGGCCCAAGCGUGGCGCUGUGGGCACUUUGGUAGACUGUGCUGCCACGGUGUGUGUUGUGAAACGUGAAAUAAGAAGAGAAAGAAAGAAAAAGGAAACAAAGUAAGACCGUCCGACAGCAACAACAAUCCCACAAACAACAGUCACAAAAGAUACCGUUAAACUUCUCUUUUUUUUUUUUUUUUUUAUCAUUUUACUACAUGGACAUCAUGGAUAACAAGGGAUUCUGAUUCAUUAUUAAUUUUAUUAAUUAUAUUUUCUGAUAUGAGUCUAGAACUUAGUGCAAAAACAAGACAAAACUAAAAAAAUACAACUGAAAAGGGUGAAGAGAAGUAUGUUUGUUAAACAGUAAAAAUGAAUAGUGUACUUCUUAACUAGGUUUACAACUGGUGGACCAGACACCAGGCACUAAUCGCCUGGUGAGGAUUUGGCAUAUCCACCAAAAAAUACAUCCGAUUUAACCAACAUCUCCACCAGCGCUACAGAUUCCUCCCGACUGUGGCAUCUCAUGCAGACAAUACUAUGCUCUCUACACACUGUUUAGAAAUGGAAAGGUGAUCUGCACUGUAUCUUGGGUUUGUUGGCUAUGCUUCUUUUGAUGACAUAUAUUAUACAGUAUAUAUAUACAUAUAUUUUUUUUGUUAGAGUUCUAGCCAUUUUAUUUCUCCGCAGGGUCCUUUCUCAGACAUUACUGCAUGCUGUAUAUGGCGUUAGCUGUGUGUUGAUCUUCUAAAAGAUGAUAGAGUUUACUGGUAAUUGUGUAAUCAGCUCCUGCCUUUUUAUUUUCUUGGGUUAUUUACAUGUCAGAGACAUUUAUAAAAAGUGAAAAGAUAAAAAAAAUCCGACUAAUACCAGGCGCAGCAUCUUUCCAGGUGUGGCUCUGCGCGUCGGCCACCCCAGGUGGCCCUGCUUUCUCCAUCCUGCUCUGUGGCAUUAACAGACAGCAAGCAACUGAACAAGCAGAACCGUCAGUACCCACUUGCUUUAGCCCAUUAUGGGAAUCUCUGAUGCCUUCGUGACCACUGGAGAGUUUAAUCCUCUUGGUUUAUUUUAUUUAAUUUCCCACCUUUGUGUGAGUGUGUAUGAAAGAGAAGAAAAUGCAAUUUUUAGGUAAUCUUUUUUUUCCCUCCCCUGAAAAUCUGGGAACCAGAGAGUCCUCGGGGGGGGGGGCGGUCCUGGAUGUGAUGAGGGAAAGUGGGAUUGGGGGAUCCGGGAGGGUGGGGUUGUCUCUGACUUGACAUUAAAAAGUGUUCCAUGUCCCUCUUCA